Molecule: messenger RNA, 1230 nt
Organism: Lotus japonicus
Lineage: Eukaryota; Viridiplantae; Streptophyta; Magnoliopsida; Fabales; Fabaceae
Product: F-box protein At2g26850-like
Exons: 5
Coding region: 489-1037 (182 amino acids)
Source: RefSeq, a predicted model, not a curated record
UACUCAUGUUGCUUUGUGUAGUAGAAUCAUCAAAAUUAUAUCAAACUCUUUGCUUUCUUUAAGGUUACCACAAAAUUAUAACCAUGUCUCUCCACAAGAACUCUCUACCAAAAUUUGAGAAACAAGAAGACUGUAAGAUUUCUCUCUUGGAUUUGCCAGGGUGUAUCUUGGAUGUCAUUCUUGAGCUCCUUCCACCAUCAGAUUUGUGCAGGGUAGCACAAGUGUGUACUUAUUUGAGAAACAGAAGCAGAAGUGAUAAUUUGUGAGACAAACAAGUGAAGCAGAAGUGGAGUAACCUAAUUGGUGAUGUUGCUCUUCAAGAGUGGCAGUGGCAUACAACAAAGAUAAACACACAAAGUAUCUUGCUGCUGCAAAAUCAAAGUAGAGGAUCAUGUGGCUCUUUUAGUGGUGUUUGGCCUUCUCUAAGCCUUAAUUCUUAUUUGAAAAAUUUUGGGGACAUCACUAGUUUAUUUCAAAAUUGUCCCAAAAUGGCUCUGUUUGUUUGUCUUGAGAGUGGUCGCUUCUGGUUUCCUGCUCAAGCUUAUCUUAAGAGAAUGCCACUAUAUUUUUAUGAUGUCAUUGUUAGUUAUAACUCUGAAACAGACACCUUCAGAGCAAGGUCCCCAAACAACGAGUGGCGAAUGAUUGGGAGAAACAUUGAGUGGGAUAGGUUGAGAUCAUCACCAGCUGAGAAUUUUUCAAGGAAAUUUUAUAUGUCUAAUAAGAAUGAUUUGAAGCCAGGGGAUCAUAUUGAGAUUCAAAGGAGAAAACGUAGAGAAUGCCCUUAUGAUUGGUGGUAUGCUAUAGUUGGUCAUUUGGAAUCAUGUGAUGAGAACGUGAAUCAUUGUAGUUGCCAGCAGAGUGAUAUGUUGGUGGUGGAGUUCAUGCAAUACCAACAUUGGAUUGGAUGGAGAAAAACAGUGUUGAACAGAAAUGUGUAUGAGGAUCAGGCUGACUCUAGGCUUUCUUGGUUGGGUGGAAUAAGAAAACUUGAUAAGGAAGAGGAGAUUGAAAGAUGGAAAAGCCUCUUGAAUUAGUAGAAUAAUUUACCCUUCCUUGGACAAAAUGUAUAGCAGUUGCUUCUUAGAUGUUGAGCGAUGAUGUAUCAGUAUCGGUUAAAAGGCAAAAUGGUGCCCUUCCUGCAAAUUUAAAUUAAUGACUCAAAACCCAGGAGUAAAAGAGACUUUCCAGUUUCCACCUCUCAAGUAAGGAUAGAGGUGACCUUUCAUA